Messenger RNA from Molossus molossus (Pallas's mastiff bat), 1284 nucleotides. RefSeq names its product cathepsin L1-like. The record is from RefSeq and is a predicted model, not a curated record. Bases 111 to 1112 code for a protein of 333 amino acids. Gene Ontology annotation, biological process: immune response. Gene Ontology annotation, cellular component: lysosome. The transcript has 8 exons. Lineage: Eukaryota; Metazoa; Chordata; Mammalia; Chiroptera; Molossidae. Gene Ontology annotation, molecular function: cysteine-type endopeptidase activity.
CGGGGCCUUAAAUGCGAGGCCUGGGGGUCACAGCCCCGGCCUUGCAGAUCCCUGGACCUGCGCGUGCGGACUGCGUUUGCGCAGCCGCUCCCUCCGCUGCUUUUUGAAAUAUGAAUCCUUCCCUCUUCCUGGCUGCCCUGUGCUUGGGAAUAGCCUCAGCUGCUCCAAACCUUGAUCACAGUUCAGACGCACAAUGGAACCAGUGGAAGACAACGCAUGGGAAACUAUAUAAUCAGAAUGAAGAAAGGUGGAGGAGAGCAGUGUGGGAGAAGAACAUGAAAAUGAUUGAACUGCACAAUUGGGGAUACGAGCAAGGGAAACAUGGCUUCACCAUGGCAAUGAAUGCCUUUGGUGACAUGACCAAUGAAGAAUUCAGGCAGGUGAUGAAUGGGUUUCAAAACCAGAAGCACAGGGCCGGGAAAGUGUUCCGAGAGCCUGCCCUUGCCCAGGUCCCCCGAUCUGUGGAUUGGAGAGAGGAGGGCUAUGUAACUCCUGUGAAGAAUCAGGGUUCGUGUGGUUCUUGCUGGGCUUUUAGUGCAACUGGUGCCCUUGAAGGACAGAUGUUCCGGAAAACUGGCAAACUUGUUUCACUGAGUGAGCAGAACCUGGUGGACUGCUCUUGGUCUCAAGGCAAUAACGGCUGCAAUGGUGGCCUAAUGGACAACGCCUUCCAGUAUGUCAAGGACAACCAAGGCCUGGACUCAGAGGAAUCCUACCCAUAUUAUGCAACGGAUGACACUUGCAAAUACAAGCCUGAGUUUUCUGCUGCCAAUGACACUGGCUUUGUGGACAUCCAUAAGAAGGAGAGGGCCCUUAUGAAAGCAGUGGCAAGUGUGGGGCCCAUCUCUGUUGCUAUAGAUGCAAGCCUUACAUCCUUCCAGUUCUAUAAAAAAGGCAUUUAUUAUGAUCCAGACUGCAGCAGCGAGGAACUGAAUCAUGGUGUUCUGGUGGUUGGCUAUGGCUUUCAAGGAGUGGAAUCAGACAACAAUAAAUAUUGGAUUGUCAAGAAUAGCUGGGGUACCACAUGGGGCACAGAUGGCUACAUAAAGAUGGCCAAGGACCGGGACAACCACUGUGGAAUUGCCAGCGCCGCCAGCUACCCCACUGUGUGAGAUGCUGCUGACACAGACAUGGUGAAGAAGAGAACGUCUCAGACCUGUGGGAUGAAACACUCGAGUCAUUGAAGAUCUAAGCUGUGAUUUGAAUUGGGUGACAUUUUACACUGGUAAAAUGUUACCACUUCUUUAAUUACUGUGUUAACAGUUUUGAAUGAUUGACUUGCCU